AUGAUUUCUCCACCUAACCCUAUUGAAAUCAAUGCUGAUUUCCAACAUGAGUCUGAGAUGCUUCAAUACAUGCUAGAAGACCAGGAACACACCUCGAUGGUAUCACCACCACCACCACCAAUGGGGUUACCUGAACUGUCUCGGAUGCCUCAGGUGACCCUUGAUCUCUUGCCUAUCCUAGAUCCUGUCACUGAGUCUCCACCUAAUCUGAUAGAUGUUGCGGGACAAGCUAGGGCUGGACAGAAGCGAGAGCCCCCACCAAUUGGGUCACUGACACUUGGCCUAGGGCUUCCUCUUGAUCUUGAAAUUGAAGCCACCACCCUCUCACUUAGCCAACCUGGUUUUAAGGAGUUAGUCAAAAAGUCAAAGUUGGAUUUGAAUUUGAAGAUAUAA
Messenger RNA from Sphenostylis stenocarpa, 393 nucleotides. NCBI's taxonomy places the organism in Eukaryota, Viridiplantae, Streptophyta, Magnoliopsida, Fabales, Fabaceae. The record is from the annotation of a GenBank genome assembly.